GUGUGCAACGCGUCAGAAUACCUAGAAGCGUAAAAAAGUAAAUAGAUAAAGGAUAGUGAAUUAUUCAAACUUAUUUGCUUUUUCCUUUAAGCCAUAUGCUCUUAUUAAUCCCGUGGUAGCGCUCGUGUUACGAAAAAACAAGGCACUUCUCUAUUAACCACCACACUAUUUAAAACUGAAAUCAUUAAUUGGAAAGUGCUAGUGAUUUUCACUAGGAUUCGAUCCCAAAGUGUCUGCUCAUUUAAAUUUUGCUUAAAGUGUUAUUUUAUAGUGCAAGAUACUGUCAAGAACCCUCUUGUUUAGGGGUAUUGGCGUUGGCGAAAACAUUAAGAUGCCACCAAACGCCAAAGACAGUCUGUUCGAAGUGGUUCCCCACGAUACAAAAGAUGACGCCUCAGAAUAUGAAGACCUCAGUGAGGAUACAGAGGUCACGGAGUGUUCCUGCGACAAGGCUAGCUACGGAGACAUUGUGUUUAGCACUUUCGUGGUUGCGCCCUUAGUGGUGUCUGUGUGGCGUGGCACGUGGCAAAUAAUGGACAUCUACGAAAACUACUUCCCGUUCGCUGAAUCAUACUUCAUGGGAAUUAUCGUUCAUAUAUCCUUCGCGUUCUUAAGAGCUACGUUUCUGGCCCGAUCUGCCGGCGCUUGGAGUGGCGAGAACGGUGGCGUACUCCGGUGGAUACGAGAAAGGCUUUUGUCCAAAUUAUAUACUUACAUCUUCGUGCUGUCCAAUCUCACAAUGUGGCGUGGCGGUUGGGGCGUACUGGAUAUGUUCUUGAGCACUGUUAUACCUGAUCCUGAUGAUCCUCAUAGGACUAUUCUGAUAGCAGUUCUCACGUUCAUAUUCUACUUCUCUGCCGUUCUCUUACGGUCUUCGCGCAACUUUCUCGCCUCACCUUUUUUGCUGUACACUGACGGGAAGGAAGCGACAUACCUUUUCACUACGAGGUUCAAGACAAUUAACAGUAAAGACAUGGCGCUCUACGUGUUGGACUGCGUGUUCUCAGUGAGCGUGGUUGGCUCGCUAGUGGUGUUCGUGUGGCGAGGCUCCUGGGCUCUACUGGACAUCUUUAUCUUACCAGACAACCUAGUUAAAUCUUUGUGGAUUUCAUUGGCACUAGGUUACGCGCUGGUUAUUAUGACGUUCUCUCUUCAAGUCCCGAUGUGUUGGGCUGCAGCACGUCUCCGAGGCGCGCCGAGACUCCUCCUGGCCGACGUAUACCAUCUCGUGUCGUUUUUCGCGACGGUCAACGUCUGGCGAGGAGUGUGGGGCUUGCUCAAUGUUUAUUUCUUCCCUGAUUGGCCGAAAUUCAGCAACUGGUGCACACAUAUCGUCAGUUUCUGCCUUCUCGUCUUAUUGAACUGUUCCAAUUCAAUCCUCGUCCGAGGAGUCUACAUUGACGCCGAGGAACCGGACGGAGAAUGCGUAGUAUUCCCGUGUCAUUAUCUAAGACUAUUUGUCCACAAAGAGAGAACUAAGAAGAGACAUAAAAGAGCCCUUGCUGCCGCCGCUAAAGAGGGGAGAAGACAAGAAGGCGCUAGUCUACCUCUGCAGCCCGAAGACAAAGUCUAGUCUGGAGGACGACUUCGCUAGAUCGCGACUCCAAGAGAUUGGAGCAGACGUUUACUAAACGGCUUGCUGAAGCCGGAUCGUUAUAACAGAACUAAAUUAUUUUUUAGUGAUAUAUCUGAAAAAAACAUUCCCAUAAACUUCUUCUAAUUUAUCAAACUUCCAACAAAGAAUUACUUUAAUUUAAAAUUAGAGCGCCUAAUCAUUAGCAGAUAGCAAACAAUAAUAUUAUGUUGGUACACAUGAAAUGUCGGUACCGUAUAUAAAACUGCAAACCUUUUUCAGCUCAUCAGCUCCAUUUGUAUGUAAAAUAAUGACAUAUCAUAUGCACCAAUACAUAAUAUACAUAACCGUUCGUCUAAUUUUUGCGAUUACAGGUUUGUCUAUUAGUCGCUAAGCUAAUUUAGUGAUCAAAUAACGGAUAUUACGAAUAUUUGAAUGACCAUUUCGUACACAAAAUGAAGGAAGUUUAGAACGACAAAACCGCAAAUAUUAUCUUUGAUUUAAAAAAGUAAUAUAACUGUAAAAUAAAAUUAUUAUUUGUUUAAUUCAAGGCGUACGAAUAAUUUUGUUAUUAUAACGUUCAGAUAUGAAAUUAAAUUUGCGUAGAAAGCUAAAACGGAACGGAAGGAAGCUAAAACGGAAAUUGAUUUUGAAAAGCUGCGGUGUUUGUGACACGACGGAAAUUCUCUCGUUACAAAAGAUUUUCGUUAAAGAUAAAACUCAAAAAUACUGAGUGAGAGCUCGCAUGGGGUGCGUAAUGGUCUCACCUCAAAGCCGGGCUUCCGAAUAAAAACAACAAAUUAUUACUACAAAAAUGUGGUUUUCGAAUUAUUUGGGAUCCUAGUUUUUUGAGUGGAUUUGUAACUCAUUUACGGCUUUUAGGUCUACUUUUAUUAGCAUGUUUCAUAGGAAUUGCCCUAAGCAAUUGUGCGAGAUGGUACCUCCCUCAAACUUUGACAAUCGUGAUCACCAAAGACUAUCAAAUAAUAAUCAAAAAAUCUCGUCUACCUCAAUCUCUCUUACUUCAAGUACAAGACGUUUCCCAUUGUGCACCUCGUAAAAUCAAAUCCUAUAAUGUAAUCUUCUACACGGUGUUCUCUGAGCGUUAAGACAUAACCUUUUUCAAGCUUAGUUUCUGAAGAACAGUUUAUGAUAGUCGAUGACCUCGCUUUUGACAUUCCAAUAAUCCGACCUGAGGUUCUGUACCUCCGUAAGUAUCAGUAUCUUUUUAUAUUCUUCACAUUACUCUUAAAAUACUUUUACAACAAAAAAUUGUAAACAUUAGAGUACCUAGUGCGUAUAUUAUUAUAAAGAAGCCAUCUGUGUCGUAUAUACAACAGAAUUCGUAAAUUAUAUUAUUAAGUUAUUUUGAGAACUGAAAAUAAUUAAAUACUAAAAAUUGUAUAAAUCCCGAUAAAUAUCAUAUGAAACAAAACUAUUUGCAGUAGCCACCUGAAAGUCAUCUAUUUUGUUUUAUAGUACUACGUUAGUGAUAUCGAAAUCUUCUAAGAAUAACCAACAACAAUUCUGUAAAAAAAAUCACAAUGAUAAUCUAUGAGCGAUGUUAUAUUUUUCAUAAUUGAACACAGGGAUCACAUAUAAAGCAACUUGUAAACUGUUAUUUUUACAUGUUUAUUUUGUAAAUAGAAGAAAAUUCAUAUAGAUGUUUAUACAUAUUAUGCUAAUGUUUACAAAAUAUAUUUUAGAUACACUUAGAUAUGAUAUACGUAUUGAAUUAAUCUACCUCGGAAAUUAUUUAAUUUAUUACAUAUCAAUUUCUCCAAAAUGGAUCGCUGUAUUUUAAAAUUAUCUGUGUGAAAUGGAAUGAAAUUGUCAAAAAAUUGUGGACAAUUUUCAACAACGCCAAAUCAUUUUUACAUAGGUACCUACCUCUACUUUCAUAUAACAAAUAAAAUAACAGUAAUAUUUGAAACGCAUUUUUUCAAUGUUGUCACAUUUUAACACAUUGAAGCCUCGGUACAUAUCACAAAUACCUACGUAUUUCCACUAAAAACUUUUAAAUUACUAUUGUGUAUGUAGAACACAAUUUAACCAAAUUAAGAUAGCCAUGACAAGGGACAAGGUGGAUUUUUUGUUUUUUUAAUAGAAAUUCCACAUUUUACGAAUUUAAUGUCUUCGCUGUCUUUAUACAAAUUUAGGGUCUUAUAGUUUUUUUUUUACGCCAUCUUGUUCUAUAACAAGAUUAUAAAGAUAGUGAUACACAUGUAUAUAAGUGAUCCACUAGAUUUGCAGGGCUGAUUGUUUUUGUACAUAAUUUUAUCUGCAGAUUAUGCAAUAAUAAACUGAUUGUGAAAUAA
Messenger RNA from Bombyx mori (domestic silkworm), 3891 nucleotides. RefSeq lists its product as uncharacterized. The coding region runs from base 332 to 1573 and encodes 413 amino acids. The transcript has 8 exons. Gene Ontology annotation, biological process: clustering of voltage-gated calcium channels; neuron-neuron synaptic transmission; neuromuscular synaptic transmission. NCBI's taxonomy places the organism in Eukaryota, Metazoa, Arthropoda, Insecta, Lepidoptera, Bombycidae. Gene Ontology annotation, cellular component: presynaptic membrane. The record is from RefSeq and is a predicted model, not a curated record.